GUGGCCUGGGCUAGGGAUUUCAAAAAAACACGCAUCGACAACAAAUUCAAAAUCCCAAUGGUUGGCAGUCUGAGACGAAGCCCUGAACAAGUUGCACUGAACAAAAAACGAGACCCAGGACAAAGACAAACUCUUGUUGUGGUAGUUGUUGGUAGCUAGCCGCAGGCUUAAUCGAAAAUGACCAGCCACGGAACUGGUAGCUCCAAGCGGGAUGUAGCCUCCAGGGUUCAGCUGCAGUUGAAUCCGGAGUUGCAGGUGUUGGUCAAUCUCGGCGAGGAACCCAAGCCGGUCAAUAGCAAUAGUAGCUGCAGCAGCAACAGCAGCAGCAGCAGCAGCAGCAGCAAUUUGGAGGACAGUGAGGGCGACGCUAAAGUCGAUAACCAACCCGAAGCGGAGGCUGGUUUGAAUCUGGGCAUCGACUGUGCCAGAUUUAUGUAUAGUCCACUUGUCGGGAGCUCUGAGUCGGACUCGGAACUCGAUCUGGACGAUGUGGAGCUAUUUUGCGAGGAGGCUCUGGCCCUAUUGGCCCAUGAGAUUGUCUGCUGCGACUGUGACAGUGAUAUUGAGUCCGAGAAGGACGAAGAGGUGGAGUCCGAGUCCGAGAUGGAGGAGUCGGGUUCAGAUCAGGUCGAAGAUUAUGGCCAGGACAAUAUGUCGCAUAAUACCUAUCAGCUGAUGUUCAGCGAGGAGGAUGAGGAUGAAUUACUAGACAAGGAGAACUUGGAUGAGUGUCCCUAUAUCGUUGAGUCAGUCCUAUUGCUGGAAGAGGAUCAGGAGAGUGAGGAGAAGUCUGAUCCAAAGUCGGGAGACAGUCUGGGAAAUCCGAAGUCUGCAUAAGAAAGCUCUCAACAAAGGUUCCCCAGGACCUAAUCAGCAAUCGAUCAAUUGAUUGCUUGCUCAUAUUUUGUUAAGCUUUUGUUAAAAUUAAUGUUAUCAAAGAAUUUCAAAGCUGAUUAAAUUGCCAAAAAUGUACGAAUUAAUCAAUGUA
Drosophila serrata is the source of this 988-nucleotide messenger RNA. RefSeq lists its product as uncharacterized. The record is from RefSeq and is a predicted model, not a curated record. Lineage: Eukaryota; Metazoa; Arthropoda; Insecta; Diptera; Drosophilidae.